UUUGGUAAUAACAACAUGGCCGCCUUCUGUAAAGGCGCACGCCGGUUUAAACGAAUAAUAUUUUGCCACAGUUUAGUAAGAGGGUUUUCAGGUAAAUAUGAGUAUGAUAUUGUGGUUAUUGGCGGAGGAUCCGGGGGACUCGCCUGUGCCAAAGAAGCUGCUCAGUAUGGGAAGAAAGUUGCCGUCCUCGACUACGUAGAUCCGUCGCCUAAAGGCACGAAGUGGGGUCUGGGGGGGACCUGUGUGAACGUAGGCUGCAUCCCCAAAAAGCUCAUGCACCAGUCUGCCCUGUUGGGAGUAGCUUUGAAGGACGCCUCCAAGUAUGGCUGGAAUGUCCCCCACCAGCCUUCUCAUUGCUGGGCCACCAUGAGCUUGGCCGUGCAGAACUAUGUCAAGUCUCUCAACUGGGGUCACAGGGUUCAGCUGCAGGACAGGAAGGUGAAGUAUUUUAACCUGAAAGGCCAGCUGGCAGACGGGCAUACUGUUAUCGGAACAAACAAAUCUGGGAAGGAGACGGUCCUGAGUGCCCAGGACGUUGUGAUUGCCACUGGAAGCCGGCCAAAAUACCCCGUGCAUGUCCCAGGCGCAGUGGAACAUGGCAUUUCCAGUGAUGACAUCUUCUGGAUGAAGGAGUCCCCGGGAAAAACGCUUGUCGUCGGUGCAAGCUAUGUGGGCCUGGAGUGUGCUGGAUUCCUGACGGGCAUCGGGCUGGACGUCACAGUCAUGGUCCGCAGCGUGGCACUACGCGACUUCGACCAGCAAAUGGCAGGCCUGGUGACGGAGCACAUGGACUCUCACGGGACCAAGUUCCUCUGGAGGCGUGUCCCCAGGAAGGUGGAGAAGCUGCUAUCCGGGUCCCUGCAGGUGACAUGGGUGGAGACCAGCUCUGACCGUGAGGAGCAGGACACCUUUGACACGGUGCUCUGGGCUGUGGGGAGAGCCCCCGUGACCAGAGCUCUCAACCUGGAUGCUGCUGGAGUGAAACUCGACGAAGACACAGGAAAAAUCGUCGUCUCCGCCAGUGAGGAGACUUCCGUCCCGCACGUGUUUGCCCUGGGGGACGUGGCCAAGGGCCGCCCCGAGCUGACCCCCCCCUCCAUCCGGGCCGGAAAGCUACUGGCCCGCAGGCUGGCUGGAGUCUCCACGGAAAUCAUGGACUACGACAACGUUCCCACCACGGUCUUCACCCCCUUGGAGUACAGCUGUGUGGGUCUGUCCGAGGCAGAGGCAAGGAGACUGUACAGGGAGGAUGGCAUUGAGGUGUACCAUGCCUUCUACAAGCCCUUGGAGUUUGCCGCGGCUCAGCGAGAUUCUAGCCAGUGCUACAUCAAGGCCGUGUGUUUGCGAGGUGGAGACCAGCGGAUCCUGGGCCUGCACUUCACCGGGCCCAAUGCCGGGGAGGUGAUGCAGGGCUUCACACUGGGGAUUCGGUGUGGGGCCACCUACUCCCACCUGAUGAAUACAGUAGGGAUACAUCCUACCUGCGCAGAGGAGCUGACCAAGCUGCACAUCAGCAAGCGCUCAGGGCUGGACGCUACGGUGACAGGGUGCUGAGGUUAAGCCCCGCCCCUAAUCCUUGGAGCUCGCAGCAGUGCCCGGCCCCGGGCUGAUAAGUCGCUUAGCCCCGUCUCUCCGCUGGAUGCCAGCAUGUUAGGGGUGUGUCCACUGUGGGCGUGGCUACGUGGUUUUCCUGUAGUUUGUACAGGCUAAAAAGUCAGUUUGGAGGUCCCCCCGCCUCUCCGAGUCUGGCCCUGUUAUGAAUACAGCAGUGUACAGAUACACACAGGUUAUUAAAGACCGUCUGGAAUGACGUCCAGCAGCUGUUACGGGUAAAAGUUCAGGAAGAAACAUUCUGCUAGCAUCUUCGCCAAAUGUUGUUGUUCCUGCAGCUCUGCUUCCUGCUCAUUCGUCUUGGCUUCUGACACAGUGGGUGUCUGUGACACUGAUGGAUGGGAAGGCAGCUCUUCUGGUAACACCCCUAUUUCCCAUGGACCCAAACCAGUCCUGGGCGGGGCUGCCUGUCAGUCUCUGGCAGACUCAGGGGGCCCAGCGGCUGCUGCCAUCGCCCCGGUUGACGCGCAGUGGUACUGCAAUAAUGGCGGUCGGUCCCCCAUUGUGCAGUGAGGUUUAGCUCCGGGGCAUAACUCUGGCAGGCAGUGGCCAUCAUACUUAAACUGGACACUAGAUGGUGCCCUUGCCCAUGUUAUUGUUUAGUUUUUGAUUCCUGUUCUUAUUGAUGACUCUGGAUUUUGAAGCAUUGAUCGAAAUGAAAAUGAGUUAAAUGGCACCAGCUUCACCUAAUGAAUAACCUGCAGGAAAAUUGAGCUUGACUGUUGCUGUUGGGCUGCUGGUUCAGGCCGCGUUCAUCACGUACCAGAUGCCGCGACGGAGUGGUGGCACCCAGCCAACAUCUCGCCCCCCUGCGUGCUUUUGCUUAUUUACUUUCAGUCUGAGCUGGCCCGCUUAAAAUUUCUGAAAUGCGUCAAAGCGGGCAUCUCUCAGGCCUGCCUGGGAAUGAUGGGAAAGCGGGGGGGGCGGCGACUAAGAGUCGUCGAUGGGUUUAUUUUAGUUUGAAGUCUAAUCUGCCGGCACUGAUUAAUGACCCGGGCCAGGCUGGCGGUGUGUGCUGCCCGGUUUAUUUGUACCUGGAGAGGGCCCGGCCCAGCCCGGCCUGGCCGAGAUUCCUGCGAGCUCCAUUCUGGGACGGGGCGCUGAUGGAGGACCCUAGACACCCCCCCAACCCCACCAUGGCAUAGAAGCAGCAUGACUCUCACACCCUGUGCUGCAGGUCUCUGGUGCUCCCAUAAGCCUUGGGAAGGCUUCAGGACAUCCCCGAGUCUGUAUGCAAGGCUCUUUGUAGUCCCAUAUUUUUGUGUCACUCCUGUGUCACUCCUGUGCUGUGGUGAGAUGAGUAGCACUGGUUAUGUCGCCAUUGUAAGGGUAAGGGCUCGGUGUCCAUGGAAACCAGUUAAUGAUGACUUGUACUAAAACCCAGAAUGGGAUGGACAAGUUUGAAAUCACCUGGUAACCAUCCGAGUUGCUGUUAAUGUUUUCUGUAUAGUGAAUAUGUGCACAAAUAAAAGCAAGGAUUAAUAGUG
Molecule: messenger RNA, 3098 nt
Organism: Brienomyrus brachyistius
Lineage: Eukaryota; Metazoa; Chordata; Actinopteri; Osteoglossiformes; Mormyridae
Gene: txnrd2.2
Product: thioredoxin reductase 2, tandem duplicate 2
Exons: 17
Coding region: 16-1554 (512 amino acids)
Biological process (GO): cellular response to oxidative stress; glutathione metabolic process; cell redox homeostasis
Cellular component (GO): mitochondrion; cytosol
Molecular function (GO): flavin adenine dinucleotide binding; glutathione-disulfide reductase (NADPH) activity; thioredoxin-disulfide reductase (NADPH) activity
Source: RefSeq, a predicted model, not a curated record